Messenger RNA from Echinops telfairi (small Madagascar hedgehog), 6106 nucleotides. RefSeq names its product poly(A) specific ribonuclease subunit PAN3 (gene PAN3). Gene Ontology annotation, biological process: mRNA processing; protein phosphorylation; nuclear-transcribed mRNA poly(A) tail shortening. Lineage: Eukaryota; Metazoa; Chordata; Mammalia; Afrosoricida; Tenrecidae. Gene Ontology annotation, molecular function: protein kinase activity; poly(A) binding; ATP binding. Gene Ontology annotation, cellular component: PAN complex; P-body. The record is from RefSeq and is a predicted model, not a curated record. The transcript is spliced from 15 exons. The coding region runs from base 1426 to 3279 and encodes 617 amino acids.
CUGAGUCUGAGUCAACUCGAAGGCAGGGUUGGUUCGUUAGUGUGCCUCUUAGCUGGUCACCUUGUGCCACCUGCUGCCUUAAGUGCGUGCAUAACUAAUGCUUUGUGGGGUAGAGAAACUGUAACUCUUGGGUGAAGAAUCGUCUUUCAAGUAGCUAGGUGACUUGCAGGGUGUGCUGUGCUGGGCAGUGGAGCCAGCGGGAGCUGGAGUUGGUUAGAGAGGGACUGCCCUUCCCUGCUCUGUGGCUUGGUUCCUGGCCUCAGGAGGAUAGCAGGCACCCACCAUUUUCCGGACCGGCACUGCCAGUUUUGCAGAAUGGCCGUAUUUGUAAGGUUGGUACUUUUCCAUCCUGUACCGUGGCUUGGAUAGUGACGUUGAAAUGCCUUUCUUUCUGCCGCUUCUUGACCCAGCAGCUUGGCCCUUUUCAACUUUUGAGAGCCAGAUGAGCAACCAGAAGGAGGGCUGCAGGGCAGCACCAGAAGGGCCUGCCUUGAGAGUUUCUGUCUGACUUGUUCUCGCAAUGCCCACUUGCCUCGGCCUGCUCUCAGGAGCCCUUUAUUACUGGAUUGGUGUUGGAAGAGGGCCUGCCCACCAAACCCCGCCCCCAGGCAGUGAUGCAGACAGAGCGUGUCUCCAGAACCCCAAGUGAAGAACUGCUCAUUAGAGACCCAACAACACGCUCUGUUUCCACUGCGCGUGGGGCAGACACGCUUCCUCACCCAUAGCCGCCUGGCCCCGGCACUGUUUGGGAGCUCCCCAUUGGAGACCCUUAGAAUGACUUCUAUGGCGAUCUCUGCUUUCCUUCCCACCCGUUCUCCUGUGUCUGGUUUGGUGGCGCCAGGAUUUUGUUGAGACCGUCUGCAAUUGGCCAUCCUUGGCGAGCCCAGAGCUCUGACCAAGGCAUGCUUAGGGCUGCUGACUCAAGUCCCUUCACUCUUUUCCUCUCCUCGGGUCCCCGGUGCCGGGGACACUUACUCUUUCGAACUAUCUGCAGAGUAGAAGGCCCAGAGGUUUCUCGUCUCAGAUAGCUGUGUGUAUUGACCCAGGUUCUACAAAGGCUGCAUAUUUGCAAUGUCUGAGACUCAGCCAGGAGCCCUGGUGGCUGGAUGGGCUCCACCUUGAGCCGCUCACCUCAGGGCCAGCUGUGGAAUCCACCAGCUGCUCCCUGGGACAAAGGUGAGGCCGGCUGCUCCUGCAAAGAGCUAGUCUCAAAGCCCACGGGGUUUUCUUCUCUGUCUUCCAGGGCCACUGUGUGUCGGAAUCCACUUAGUCAUAGGACUCUCCAUUGCCCUGUUCUCUCCACCUUCUCUUUCUCUGGAUAGACCCCCUCCUCUAGCACAGCGCAUUGCCGCCUUCUCAGUCCCUGCGGCCGGCUAUGACUUCUGCAGCUCCACAGCAUUCCACGGUUGGCUGGCCUGCCCACUGAUGGAGAGACAGUGCAGUGGGCAGCUGAUAUUGGCUGUCAUGACACCAAAUCCUACUGCGAGCGAAUUUAUUCCCAAAGGAGGAUCAACUUCCCGGCUGAGCGCCGGGUCCCAGUCAAGUAUGUCCGCCUUCUCUCAGGUGUUCUCUCACCCAUCCCUGGGAAGCCCCGUCACUGCUGGACUAGCACCAGGUAUGUCCCUGUCGGCUGGUUCGUCCCCGCUGCAUUCCCCCAAGAUCACUCCUCACACCUCUCCUGCUCCCAGAAGAAGGAGCCACACUCCCAACCCAGCCAGUUACAUGGUGCCUUCUAGUGCCUCCACGCCCGUCAGCAACCCUGUUCCUCAGACGCCGUCUUCCGGCCAGGUGAUCCAAAAGGAAACUGUCGGGGGGACAACGUACUUCUACACGGACACAACUCCAGCACCCGUCACUGGAAUGGUAUAUCCAAACUAUCAUAUUUACCCUCCAGCCGCACCUCAUGUUGCUUAUAUGCAGCCCAAAGCAAACGCACCUUCCUUCUUCAUGGCUGACGAACUCCGGCAGGAGCUGAUCCACAGACACUUGAUCACCAUGGCACAGAUGGACCAAGCCGACAUGCCAGCCGUCCCUUCGGAAGUUGACAGCUACCAUAGCCUGUUCCCUCUGGAACCACUGCCACCACCCAACCGGAUCCAGAAGUCCAGUAACUUUGGGUACAUGACAUCUUGCUACAAAGCCGUCAACAGCAAGGAUGACCUGCCCUAUUGCCUUCGCAGGAUCCAUGGUUUCCGGCUCGUGAACACCAAGUGCAUGCUGUUGGUGGACAUGUGGAAGAAGAUCCAGCACUCGAACAUCGUGAGCCUGCGGGAGGUUUUCACCACGAAGGCCUUUGCCGAGCCCUCGCUUGUUUUUGCCUACGACUUCCACGCCGGGGGCGAGACCAUGAUGAGCCGGCACUUCAAUGACCCCAAUCCUGAUGCCUAUUUCACCAAGAGAAAGUGGGGUCAGCACGAUGGCCAGCUUCCCAGGCAGCAUGCCGGGCUGCUGCCAGAGUCCCUCAUCUGGGCGUACGUCGUCCAGCUGAGCUCUGCGCUGCGCACCAUCCACACCGCAGGGCUGGCCUGCCGCGUGAUGGACCCCACCAAGAUCCUCAUCACCGGCAAGACCAGGUUGCGAGUAAAUUGUGUUGGCGUUUUUGAUGUUUUAACAUUUGAUAGCAGUCAGAAUAGUAACCCAUUGGCAUUAAUGGCUCAAUACCAGCAAGCAGAUUUGAUCUCAUUAGGAAAAGUCGUGCUGGCUUUGGCUUGCAACUCCCUGUCAGGGAUUCAGCGGGAUAACGUGCCGAAAGCCAUGGAGCUGGUGACGAUGAGCUACUCCUCCGACCUGAAGAACCUGAUUCUGUACUUGCUGAGUGACCAAAACCGACUGAGGAGUGUGAAUGAUAUCAUGCCCAUGAUUGGCGCUCGUUUUUAUACCCAGCUGGAUGCUGCUCAGAUGAGAAAUGACGUCAUAGAGGAGGAUCUGGCAAAGGAGGUUCAGAAUGGAAGACUGUUUAGGCUGCUAGCGAAACUGGGAACCAUCAACGAGCGACCAGAGUUCCAGAAGGACCCUACUUGGGCCGAGACCGGUGACCGCUACCUGUUGAAGCUCUUUAGGGACCACCUCUUCCAUCAGGUGACAGAAGCAGGUGCUCCCUGGAUCGACCUCAGUCACAUCAUUUCCUGUCUGAACAAGCUGGACGCAGGUGUGCCCGAGAAAAUCAGCCUCAUUUCCCGAGACGAGAAGAGCGUCCUCGUGGUGACGUACAGUGACUUGAAGCGCUGCUUUGAGAACACGUUCCAAGAACUGAUUGCGGCAGCCGGUGGCCAGUUGUAGUCUUUGUGGGAGCAGACAGCCCGCCGGACACUGCUGAGGACCUGGACCGAUCGCCAGCUGCCGUCAGUCAUCUCAUGUCACACCUGGGGACACAGCAGGUGCGCAGGCUGCUCGCACUUGAGUCAGGUACACUGUUACUUGAAGAAGACUGGCUGGUGCUUGGUGGCACCCUGGCUGCCAGCGGGGCCAUCCCUGCCUGGAGUCUGCUUUAGCUUAAGGGACGCCAACCCACCCCCACCCCCCACCUGUAUAUGCACUAAUUUUACUUUUUUACAGAGACAUUUUUUUCUGACCUUUCAGCUCUUUGCCACAAUGUAGACUUAUCAAGGGGCACUGUUUCCAAGGCCAUUUCAUGGCAGCCGUGGUGGGCAGCUGUGUGUGUCCCUGGGGAGAUUGCGGUGGGGGGGCUGCCCGGGAGGCUUAUCGGACCAGGUAAAGUUGUCCUGGAAAGACAGUGUAGUGGUUGUUCUUGCCACUGUGCUGCCCGCCGUUGGUGCCCAAGUGUGCUUUUGGCACUGGGUGGCAGGCCCACUGGGGGAGUGCCGGAGAGUGAACCUUGGUGUGGACCCGCCCCAAGGCCGGGGCAUGCACACCACCACCAACGGCCUGCCCACCGGCAGCUCUGUGUUCAGACGCCACUGAGCCUUUCAGGAGUGAGUGGAAUGAGCGAGGCUUCCCUGCCCGCCAGCUGCAGCUCCGUGUAUGCAAUGCGCUUUCUCUGAGGAGAGAGAGACUGAGAGACGACGUUGUUCGUUGUUAGAGCCUCAAGUUCAGGAAAGGGUGGCUCUGUAGGUGUGCUUGCAGUUUGCUGUUAGGCUCUGGUUUGUUUGGGGUCUGAAGUCCUGCUCAGCUUUAUUACGGUACUUGACACUGGAUAAUACACGGAGACUCUGCUGCCAAGAGGAACGGCGCAGCAGUGGUCUGGCGCCCGGAGCGUGCUGGAGCUGUCCAGCCCAUACCUGGAGCCACGUCGGCGUCCUGCUGUGCCUUCGCAGUCCCUGCUUAGCCCAAAGUCAUGGACGUUUUGAUAAUGAGCUCCCUCUGGGGGACGGCCCACACAGCGUCGAUCUCAGCGCGGCCCUAACGGUCUCUGCUCAUCCUCCUUAAACACUGGGGCCAUGCCAUGGUCGCCAAACGCCGCGGGGUUAUAGUUAAAUGCUUAUACUUUGAUACUGAAGACUGCCAAAUACAUAGGAAUUUUCUUUCUUAAAAAAAAGUAAAACAAAAAAAUUAGCAAACAAAACCAGACACCUACAAACAGGAAGCGCGUGAUGAGGACUUGUUCUCCUUCCCUGGCCCGAGUGUUUUCCCACGGGGCACUCCCCAUGCUGCUCUGGUGCCCGGGGGUGGGGGCCAGGGUGGCUGGCGCCUCAGGCCUCUCUUUUAAUAACAACAUCGCCUUUGUAGUUUUCAGAGAUGUUUUUACGACCCCUCCACUUUUUUAUGAGCUUUAAAAUGACUGCCUCGAUUUGCCACCUGAAAAAGCAAUUCCCCCCAUUUUUUUCUCUUAUGCACGCUCUUUUGUGACCCAAAAGCUCUGAGGACCAGAGUCCGCCCUCCCCCCCCCCCAACCCCCUGGCACCCCCUUGGUGACUCAUGCCAGCCCAGGUCUGGUAGCACCCGGGUGGGGCCGAGUGACAGCGAGCAUCCGAUACUGCAUUUGGGAUCAACGGAUUAGACGGUGGGACAGAGCGUUGACUCAUCCGAGGAUCACUCACACUGGGCACCAUCAUCUUUUACCUGCAUGUGCGCACACGCACACGGAACAAGAACUAGAGAGACCUGGAACACAGUCGUCUUUUAUCAUUACUAGCUCCUGUAUUUGAGGAAGAGCAGCUGUCUUUUUUAUAUGUUUUUUGACAAAUCAUAUUGUAAUUCUUUUGUACAAAAAAAAAGACUUGUAUUCUAUAAGAAAUAUGAAGUGCUUAACUUAUCAGCGGGCUGGAGAUUCCUGUUUUCCAUGUUGUUUUCUUUGGAAAGGAAAAGGGGUCAUACCUCUCUCUUUGGUUGGGGGGUUGGGGAACUUUCCGACCAGUGAAUUGUGGACCAAUGCUCUGUGAGAGAAGAGGAAGGGAGGGCGGGGCUCCCUCGCGACCAGCAGGCUGUGUUCUGCAAGGCCAUUCCAGUCACCCACCCGAGCGUUGCAUCACGUGGGCCUGGGGCUCCAGCCCCUGGUGGCCUCAGGACUUGGGGGACUUUACAUGAUGGACAGCAGGUGUUUUCAUGAGUAAAUACCCUACCCCCCAAAGAAAAUCACAGAACAGUUGGUGUCAGGUAAAGCAUAUGUAUUUCUAGUUUUGUUUUAUAUUUAUUUUUCAUUGAGAACUUUUUUUUGGUUUUUAUUUACCCCCCCUCCCCCAAAGAGAACUCUCUCUCACUUCUGCCUUGCUGUUUUGGGGAGUCCUCCUUUGUCCACAGUGUAAUUCCACGUAGGGGGUGUCUCUGCGCUAGUCUGAGUGGUUCGUGGAGGCUUUUGGGAUCUGGGAGGAGUCCCACGGAAGAGCCACAUUCCCUGGAUCCUCCAUCCCGGUAGCCUUCACGCCGCCAACCACGACAACCCCUGGAAUCAUGUCACCUCACCAGUGCCAUUCUUCAAGAGCUGUUUCUGUCCCGAUUUCCAGUUCUGUGCGGUGCAUCUGCUUCAUUGUAAAUACCUGAGGGUCCUUUGUCACUUCGUCCUGUGGCCGUGUGUCCAGGAUGUCCCGCCCGAGCCCCGUCUGUUCUGUUCUGUUCCAGCGUCACGGGCUCGAGACGCCUCCCCCAUCUCCACUCCUCUCUUCAGUCCUAUGUGUACAGCAUUAUUUUUAAUAAAGAAUUGCAGAAGCAA